Messenger RNA from Diospyros lotus (date-plum), 2314 nucleotides. RefSeq lists its product as uncharacterized. NCBI's taxonomy places the organism in Eukaryota, Viridiplantae, Streptophyta, Magnoliopsida, Ericales, Ebenaceae. Bases 930 to 1805 code for a protein of 291 amino acids. The record is from RefSeq and is a predicted model, not a curated record. Gene Ontology annotation, molecular function: RNA binding. The transcript has 5 exons.
GAUUGGUUCAUCCAGCAAAUUUUACAUGCUUGUAAGUAUCAGUUAUCAUUUUGUUCCAAGUAGUGAAAUUUAAAGGUCAGAUUGAUUUUAGAUGCUUCGAAUGGAAGGACAUCAUGAGAUCGGUGGCACGACCAAAAAACUUAGUGACUAAACGGUGGCGUGAGCUUGAGCCCAAGAAUCACGCACGCCACCAACGUUAGCCUGGCUCCGGCCUCGGAUCUACAGUGAAGUCCAAGAGGCGAUUGCUUAACGGUGGCGUGAGCUUGAGCCCAAGAACCACCCCACCAACGUUGGCUUAGCUCCAGGCUUGGAUCUACAGUGAAGUUCCAGAGACGGUUGGCUCAAGACUCAAAAUUCUGUCAUUUUAAGGCUCUUAAAUCUGAAAACCCUUCUCCCCCUCUCUCUUUCAGCCCAGCCCUAGCCCAUGGACAGGGUGGGCUUCACAAUUUUGGUUCAGCGUCCACCCGGGCCAGACCUAUAGUGAGGCUCAAGAGGCGGUUGCCUCAGGGCCCAUAAAUUUUUUCCAAGCCCACCCCCAAUCAGCGCCUUCUGCAAACUUCUGCAAACCCUUCUCCCUCUCUGGAUCUCUCGCGGCUCGCCCUCGCCCUCGCUCUCGCUCUCGCUCGCGGCUCUCCCUCGCCUCUCGGUCGGUAGCUGGGGAGGUAGCAUCUAUGGCUACUGGCUCUGGCUCUCUAACUCUUGCUCUCGCUGGGUGACUCGGUCGCUCGCCUCUCUGCAUUGCCAUUGGGACACUUUUGGUUCAAUCUUUGGUGUUGUGUUCUGUUCGGAUUCAAAUUCAAUACCAGUGACAAAAAAAUCUUUUGGUUCAAUCUUUGGUGUUGUGUUCUUAUUCUUGGCAGGCAGGCAGUGGCCACUGGUCAGUGGGCAUCCCUUCAUACUCUAGAGACUAAGAGACUAGAGAAAGAGAUAUGGAUGAUAAGAUUGAUCAUUAUAUUAUUUUGGGGUUACCAACCGGCGAUGAAGGAGCAAAGUUUUCAGAGAAAGACAUAACCAAGGCAUAUAGAAAAAGGGCACUGGAGUUGCACCCUGACAAGAGGCCAGAUGAUCAAAAUGCACAUGCCGACAUUCUGCAGCUCAAUGCAUCAUAUGCGAUUCUCAAGGAUGAAAAGGCUAGGCAGCUAUUUGAUGAUCUCCUCCGAAUCAAACAGAUGAAGAUCCGCCGCCAAUCACAACAAGACUCCAAGCGCAGGAAGAUGGUUUCUGAUCUUGAAAAAAGAGAGCGAGCUGCUUUUGCUCCUGACCCUGAAGCUGAAGCUCGAGAAGAAGAAGAGAGAAUUUCUAGAAAACUUAAAGAAGAGAUUGCCAGAAUUCGAGCAACCUAUGCCAAUAAAGUUGCAUCCACUGCCCAACCCCCAAGUAAGGAGGCAACAACACAAGGAACUGAGAAUGCUAGUAGCAGUUUGGACAAGGAGAAAGUGUGUAAGGUAACAUGGGAUAAGGUUGGUGAGGAUUACAGUGCUCAACAACUAAGGGAGUUGUUUGAGAAGUUUGGUGAAGUUGAAGAUGUUGUAAUCAAGAGUCAAAAGAAAAAGGGCUGUGCACUUGUUGUGAUGGCAUCCAAAGAUGCAGCACAGAUUGCUGCCACAGGAACUGUAUGUGGGAAUCUAUCAAACCCUUUACUGGUCCUGCCUCUUCAACAAGCUGUAACUGCUACUGCUCCGUGCACCCAGAAAAAUGCUGAACCUGAUCCUCCAAAGCUGAGUAAUCUUGUUGGUAGUCAAUACCAGGCAUUUGAAGAUUCAGUAUUGACUAAACUCAAAAAGGCUGCAAAGAAGCAACAAUGAUUGGAUAAAAUGAUAAUUUAGACAGGCGAUGAGCCUUGAAUCUUCAUGGUAAAGGGAAAGGUUUCCUGGUAUCAUCGUUGCAGGAGAAAUUGUCAUAAGUGCCACAUUUUCAACCUGAUCCAAGAACUGCAAAAUUUAGGUGGUGUGUGAUUUCAACAAUGAGAGAGAUAACAGUAUGACUAUAUCUUGCUCUAACUUGAGGUCCUGUAAAAUCUAUACCUUUGUCGCCUGAUAUCAUGCUAGCAACCAUUGAAGGUUCUAGUGGAGGUGAUGAUCAAACACUUGGUAGAACUUUUCUUGCAUCCUGUAUUCUUCUCUCAUCUUACAUUUAUUUGCUACUGUAGUAUCUUGCAUUGUGAUAGAAGUGAGUGAACUGAUGAUGAUAUUGAGCAUACGUAACCAGAAAUAAAUACCACUAACUGGUAGUAUUGUAUAUGCAUACUAUCUUGUAGUUGAUAUGUUUCUUGUUUUUCUUUUUCAUUUUUUAAUGAAUGUCAGUUUGUAAGCAA